AUGCUAGCUGCUGUUAGUGCCAAUGACUUUUCAUCGUUUCUAAGCGCAAAUGCUUCACUGGCUGUGGUUGUGGAUCAUGAAUAUAUGGCCAUGCAUGGGCAGAAUAUAAUGGCGCAUUUUGAAAAGAUCUUGAGCGAUAUUGUACGCGAGAAUUUAAAAAACGGCGGCAUUAAUGUGCGCUACUUUAACUGGAAUCCAGUGCGUUUAAAAAAGGACUUCUUGGCGGCCAUAACUGUUACCGACUGUGAAAGCACCUGGAACUUUUAUAAGAGCACACAGGAAACUUCUGUGCUGCUCAUAGCUAUAACCGAUGCGGAUUGCCCACGCUUGCCACUAAACAGGGCUUUAAUGAUUCCCAUGGUAUCCCAAGGCGAUGAGUUUCCUCAGCUUCUGCUUGAUGCUAAGGUGCAAGGCAUAUUAAACUGGAAGUCUGUUGUAGCUUUCGUAGAUCAGUCCAUACUUGAAAAUAAUCCCAUGCUCAUCAAGUCCAUCGUACAUGAGAGCACUACGAAUCACAUACCACCAAUCUCGCUGAUUCUCUACGCGAUUGAUGAAAAGCAGCGUGGCCAACAAAAGCGCAAAGCUCUGCGCGAUGCUUUAGCUCAAUUUGCUCCUACCAAACAUGAACUAAAGCGUCAGCAGUUUUUAGUCGUUUCCAAGUUUCAUGAAGAUAUUAUUGAAAUAGCAGAGACUAUGAGCAUGUUUCAUGUAAACAAUCAAUGGAUAUUCUUUGUGCUGGAAGAAGUGCGUCGUGAUUUUGAUGCCAAUGCGGUAACAAUGAACCUCGAUGAAGGCGCAAACAUAGCAUUUGCCUUAAAUGAAACAAUACCACAUUGUGCGGAUACGCUUAACUGCACCAUAGCUGAGAUUUCCAUGGCGCUGGUAACAUCGCUAUCACGCAUGAUAACUGAAGAGCUGUCCAUUUAUGGCGAAAUUUCUGAUGAAGAAUGGGAAUCUAUACGCUUUACCAAGCAGGAGAAACAAGAUGAGAUACUGCAGUAUAUAAAGGAUUACCUCAAAACAAACAGCAAAUGCGCCAGCUGCUCACGCUGGCGCAUUGAAACGGCCAUUACCUGGGGCAAGAGUCAAGAGAAUGAAAUGUUUCGCAAAGAUCCUGUGCGCGAUUCAAACAAUCGCAACUUUGAGUUUGUUAAUAUCGGUUACUGGAGUCCUUUGCUGGGUUUCAAUUGCCAUGAGCUUACCUUUCCGCAUAUAGAGCAUCAUUUUCGUAAUAUUACCAUGGAUAUUGCCACCGCGCAUAAUCCGCCUUGGCAAAUUAUAACCAAAAACAGUCGUGGCGAAAUAACAGAGCACAAGGGCAUUGUUAUGGAAAUAUUAAAGGAACUCAGUCGCGCUUUGAACUUUUCCUACAAUCUGCAUGAUGUUACGAGUCCAGAGUUCGAGAAUUACAACAACCAAAACUUAAAUGAGAGCGAUGAGUUAGUCGGGUCAUUGACCUACCGCAUACCCUAUCGCAUAGUUGAGCUAGUGCAAAAUAGCAAAUUUUUUAUGGCCGCCGUAGCUGCCACUGUGGAUGAGCCGCACAAGAAGCCUUUCAACUAUACGCAGCCCAUAAGCGUACAGAAGUACACAUUCAUCCUGCGCCAACCGGAUGAGGUUAGUCGCAUUUACCUGUUUACGGCGCCAUUUACUCUAGAAACCUGGGGCUGUCUCUUUGGCAUUAUAACUCUAACUGCGCCAAUGCUUUAUGUUGUAAAUCGCUUGGUGCCUUUGCAAGAGCUGCAAAUACGUGGACUCUGCACCAUUAAAGGCUGCUUUUGGUACAUCUAUGGCGCGCUGCUGCAGCAAGGUGGCAUGUAUCUGCCACGCGCGGACAGCGGCAGAUUGGUUGUGGGCUUCUGGUGGAUAGUUGUCAUAGUGCUGGUGACCACCUACUGCGGUAAUCUGGUCGCUUUUCUUACAUUUCCCAAGUUCCAACCAGGCAUUGACUAUCUUAGCCAACUGUUUAGCCACAAGGAAGUCACACAGUACGGCUUGCGCAAUGGCACCUUCUUUGAGAAAUAUACUGAAACCACCAGCCGCAAUGAUUUCAAGCGUUUCAUGGAGCAAGCUUUGAUAUACAACAGCACGCAGAGCGAGAAUGUAGCCGCGGUUAAGCAUGGCCAGCGCAUCAACAUUGAUUGGCGCAUUAAUUUGCAGUUGAUUGUGCAGCAGCACUUUGAGCUGGAUAAGGAAUGCAGAUUUGCGCUGGGCAAGGAAGACUUUGUGGAUGAGCAGAUUGCCUUGAUUGUGCCCAUGCGCAGCGCCUACUUGCAUUUGAUUAAUCUACACAUAGGACGCAUGUUUCGCAUGGGCUUCAUUGAUCGCUGGCACAAGACCAAUCUGCCCUCGAUGGACAAAUGUAAUGGCAAAAAUGUGCAGCGGCAGAUACAAAAUCACAAGGUCAACAUGGAUGAUAUGCAGGGCUGUUUUAUGGUGUUAAUCCUGGGCAUUGUAGUGGCCGUUUGCGUGGCCUGCAUUGAGUUCUGGUACCACAGUUUUGUUGUUGUAAAGAAAGAGAGCAAGCGCAUCGUCUUUGCCAAUUGA
Molecule: messenger RNA, 2547 nt
Organism: Drosophila busckii
Lineage: Eukaryota; Metazoa; Arthropoda; Insecta; Diptera; Drosophilidae
Gene: Ir93a
Product: ionotropic receptor 93a
Exons: 10
Coding region: 1-2547 (848 amino acids)
Biological process (GO): monoatomic ion transport
Cellular component (GO): membrane
Molecular function (GO): signaling receptor activity; ligand-gated monoatomic ion channel activity
Source: RefSeq, a predicted model, not a curated record